Siniperca chuatsi (mandarin fish) is the source of this 2419-nucleotide messenger RNA. It is a transcript of the gene gpr78a, whose product is annotated as G protein-coupled receptor 78a. The record is from RefSeq and is a predicted model, not a curated record. Gene Ontology annotation, molecular function: G protein-coupled receptor activity. NCBI's taxonomy places the organism in Eukaryota, Metazoa, Chordata, Actinopteri, Centrarchiformes, Sinipercidae. Bases 800 to 1831 code for a protein of 343 amino acids. The transcript is spliced from 3 exons. Gene Ontology annotation, cellular component: membrane. Gene Ontology annotation, biological process: adenylate cyclase-activating G protein-coupled receptor signaling pathway.
GGGCUUGGACUAAAUCUGUCACUAUAGUCACAACUUAACUGUGGCUAUGUGUUCAUGUUGAUCUACUGGGAUGUGUUUAAAGGAAAUAUACUGUAUGUCAAAGAGAGGAUACAAAGAGUAACUAUCUCCCACACAUACACACAUCACGAGUUAAUAAUAUUUCUCAGUUUUUAAGCAGUGCCACACAGACAUAUAUCCACAGCCAGUCACCCAGGGCUUUUAUGCAAAAGCACAAUGUCAUCCUUUGGGGGGCGAAAAGUGAAAUAUGUGUUCAAACACCAUGACAUCCCCAUCUCUGAAAUUAACUCCUGCUUGCAUGAAUAUUGUUCAAGCGUCACAUGAGCCAGCCACCGACUGCACGUGCAGGGCGCACGGAAUUGCCAGUGCGAGAGGAGGCGUUGGAUAGUGCGCAUGAUCGAGAGUAAACACGGAGCACUUGGAAACCUGACGUCAUCAUUUCUUUCCACAGCUUUUUCCACUUUGGACUAAACAACAGGAGGGUAAUUACUGGAGAAAUAAAAAGAAUACCAGCACUAACUGAAUCCCUGGUGAAUCCUUGGAUAGUUUAAGCAACAUAUAAUGGGGUUUAAAAAGUAGCUCAUGCCACUGAAGAGCCGGCUUUUUUUUGGGGCAUUUCAGCACUGGACAGCUCUCGUGUCUCGUGUUCACGAGCGCGCUUCUGGCAUGUGCGGCGGGAAAAUAACCAUCCGUCACAGCUGGUGGGGGGCACGAGCAGAGAGCAUGGCGGACUCUCCACAGCAUCCUCCCCGCAACUGCUGCUAACGCGGAGCCUCGAGAGAUGACCGUACCGGAGUUCCUACUGGAACUGUCCAUUGUGGUGAUAGCUGUUGUUUCGUUGCUGACAAACUUGUCAGUGCUGCUAUGUUUCACCCAGAGCUCCGACUUGAGAUCCCACGUGCCAGGCAUCUUCAUCCUAAACCUCUCCCUCUCCAACAUCCUCCUCACUAUCAUCAACAUGCCCGCCACGUUUCUCGGAGUGGCCGAAAACGCAAAGCCCUUCGGGGACUUGUUCUGUCAAGCUGUCAGUUUUGCUGAGACUUUUCUCACCACUAACGCAAUGCUGAGCAUGGCCGCGCUGAGCAUGGACAGGUGGAUAGCGGUGGUGUUUCCCCUGAGUUACUCCAGCAAGAUGCGCUACAGGGACGCUUUUCUGAUCGUGGCGUACUCCUGGCUGCACUCUCUCACCUUUUCCCUGACUCAGCUGCUGAUGGACUGGGGAGGUUACAGCCACACUUACGCCUCGUGUACCGUUCACCUGGACGGGGAGGAGAGGUCGCAGCUGGCCGCCUAUGCGACCUUCACGGCGCUGUUCCACUGCAGCAGCUUUGCGCUGUCCCUGCUCGUCCUGUGCUUCGCCUACCUCAAAGUUUUGAGAGUGGCCAGGUCCCACUGCAAGAGGAUAGAUGUCAUUACACUGCAGACUCUGCUUCUGCUGGUUGAUAUUCACCCCAGUGUGAAGGAGAGGUGUCUAGCUGAACAGAAGAAGAGGAGGCAGCGCGCCACUAAAAAAAUUUGCAUCUUCAUUGGCUCCUUCAUCUUCUGCUUUUCACCCUAUGUUAUAACCAGGUUGGUGGAGUUGUUGCCCUCGGUGCACAUCCCCCGGUACUGGGGCAUCGCCGCCAAAUGUCUGUCCUAUUCCAAGACCUCCAGCGACCCGUUUGUCUACUGUCUGCUGCGGCAGCAAUACAGGAAGGUCCUGGUUAGCAUCAUCAGCCGGGUUCUGAGAAAGGAUCAGUACUUGCUGUCUGUCCACAGCACGAGCAGCACGCUGGACACCACAGACGACAACUGUAUCGCCAGAAUUACCUGAGUUUGAUGUGCAAAUAUUUAAAUGAUUCAACACCUGCAUCCCUCCUGCAAGAAGGUCAGAGGUCAGGGUCUCUGAAGAGCAGCAGCCCUGCAGAUGGAAGGGAGUCAAGUCUUGCUCAGGGACACUUUAACACAUGGGUGGACCACAGGACUCUUAAAGCCACAGUGUCCUCCACUGGGAGAACUGUGAAGGACAUGAAACAAUGUAUGCUCAAUGAGACUGCACUGGCCUUCGAUGUGUGCCAAAGGCCUUUUCAGACUCUACAGACUGCUGUUUCCGCAGGGCUCGUCGGUUUGCCUGCUGAGGCAGUGCCAUGGAUACACCACACGAAGCCCACAGCACUCUGUUUAUUACUGCCAUCAAUGUAAAUGUAAAGUUGAAGUAAUGUUCCAGUGGGGGAAAAAAAUGGAACAAUGUUCAUUCUGUUGACGGUUUUGAAGCUAAUAUUAAAGUUUGUGUUAAUGCAUGCCAUUUUUAACAAGGAGAGUGUAAAAAAAUAGGUGUGAGGAUGUAUGAAGAUGUUAUAUUACAGCAGAAACACUCAAGAAUAAACUCCACUGCCACAGACACACUAUAUGAGGACAUACA